AAGCAAGGUGCGCCGUCUUCCGUGAACGUCAUUCUCCAUCGAGCACAGCGUAUAAACGGCCGUGCUUUGCCGCGCAAUUUGACAUUUUAGUGGUUUUUUUUAAAUAUUGUCUACAGCAGCACACAUUGGCUGUAAGAAGUAAUGAAGUCAUUUGGUUUAGUCCUGCUGAUCUGUGUCGGCUUGUCUUCGGCACGAUGGUUACGACGUGGGAAAUCGAAUCAACCCAAAGAAACCAGCUUCAUUGGGGAGGCUACCAAUGAACUAUCAACAGCCCUAUUACAGGGCUACAUUGAUGAUAUUAACAACAUUGUGUUUUCUCCCCUGGGCUAUUCUUCUAUUCUUGCCAUUUUGGCUGAAGGCGCCCAAGGAGAAACUAAAGAGCAGUUGGUCAAUGCACUUCAUCUCCCCAAAGAUGAGAAACUUAUCAGAAAGAAUUAUCGCUACAUAAUGGAAAGAUUAAAAUACACAAAUAAAUUUGAAUACAACAAACCUGAGUUACAAAAUUAUUUCUAUGUUUACAAAAACUACUCUAUCAAUGAAGAUUAUAAGAAAAUACUGCAAGAAUUUUACUUAACAGAUGUAAGAUCAGUAGAAAGAUAUUCAAACAUUGGCGAUGAUGAGGAAGACAAAAAAAUUCAAGAUAUCGAACCUCCAAAAGAAAAUGAGGAGAAACUCAUAACAUAUGCUGUUGAAGAUAAACCAGAGAAAAUUGAUUUAUCUCAAAUAACUUACAAACCAGCUAAAAAUAUUAAAGAACAAAUUAAAUUAGUUAAAAUUUCUAACGAAGACGUAAGUAUUUCUAACGAUGAAGAAGAGACCAUGGUAGCUGAUGAAGCUAGAAACCAUAUUAGAAACCAACGCGAGCUCAUGAACAAAAAUGAUAUUGCUUCAAGUAUUUCUGUAAAUGGUGUUGGGAAAAAGGACAGUGAUCCAAAAUCAACUUCAAUUAUGAUAAUCUUCAACGGCAUGUACUUUAGAGGCUCGUGGAAGAAGCCGUUUGAUGUCAUUGAACCUGGUCUAUUCUAUAAAUCCAACUCUGAAAAGAAACAUGUAAUGAUGAUGAAGACUAGAGGCAAGUUCAUGACUGGAUCAUUGCCGGAGUUGGAUAGUGAGGCACUUCUUCUGCCGUAUGAUGGUGGUAGAUACGCCUUAUUAGUAGUAAAUCCAAGAUCCCGUGACGGUCUUAUGAGACUUACUGCUGACCUUCCAUCGGCCUCUAUUUCUGACAUCAAGGAUAGUCUUUUUGAAGAGGAGCUUCAAGUGUCACUGCCGUCUUUCUACGUCAGUACCACUACGAAGCCCGUCGCUGCUUUAGCUAAGUUUGGUGUAAGCCGAAUUUUUGGCCGUGACGCAGAAUUAUCGGGAAUAUCAUCUAAGGAAGGGCUGUUCGUCCAGGAACUGGUUCAGAAUGUUGUCGUGAGGGUAGACAAUACUAAUUCAUCUGCGUCGCUUAUCGCAGUGAGCGAUGUUGUGGAGCUCAAGAAUGUACCUUUGAACGAGCCUCGUCAUUUCUGCGUCGAACACCCGUUUGUGUUCUACAUCAUUGACUGUUUGGAUAAUUUGGUUGUUGUUGCUGGAAAGGUCAAUGACCCCGAGCCACCUAACGAUAAUUUUUAAAGUAUCUUCAUUUGAAGAAAGCUCUUUGGUUGUUAUAACUUAUGCCUGUGCCCUUAUAUUAUCGGUAUUGUUGGAUAUUGAAGAAAAUUUUAGAUUUAUCAACGACCAGUUAAAAUAACAUUUUUAUGUCCCCUUAGUUAUAGUCAGUUUUAUAAACAAUAUAAUCCAAGCAACUAAACGAGUUAAAAUAAAUCAAAAACAAAUCAUUUCUAAAAAAACGUGUGUGUUAGUUAUACUUCGUUGGCGUAACAAGAUAGAAAUAUUUUCAAUUUUUUUUAAUCUUUAACCCUAUAUUCAUUUGUAGAAAAAACGACAUUAACAAUUAGAAAAAACCAAAACGUUGAUUAUAGCUAACUUCUCAGUCUCGGUUUUUUGUGACGGUGUGCGUGCGCAUCGUAAAAAUAUACUCAAUUUACCCGAAUGCGCCCAAAAAGCAUAACUUCAAUAAAAAGUUAUAAUAUAUUACGUUACUAACACAUCUACAAAAUGUUUUUGAACAACUCCUGCGCUUGUACAAUUUGCAAGACAGACUUAGAGUUUAGAAUUAAUAAUUAUUUAAUAUAAUUUAUUUCAAUUAUUUUUAUAACUUAUCACAAUAGUGUAAUACAGUGUGAUAAGUUUUCAAAUGACUGAAAUUUAGAUGUUGGGUUAUAACCAGAAGCAUUUGAUAGUGAAAAAGUACACUUUAAUUUUAGUUUAUUAUAAGUUAUUUGAGAGUUGUGAUUUUAAGAUUAAAUUAUUUAUUUUGU
Messenger RNA from Pieris rapae (cabbage white), 2366 nucleotides. It is a transcript of the gene serpin-10, whose product is annotated as serpin B3. Gene Ontology annotation, molecular function: serine-type endopeptidase inhibitor activity. The transcript is spliced from 8 exons. The record is from RefSeq and is a predicted model, not a curated record. The coding region runs from base 142 to 1617 and encodes 491 amino acids. NCBI's taxonomy places the organism in Eukaryota, Metazoa, Arthropoda, Insecta, Lepidoptera, Pieridae.